Maudiozyma barnettii is the source of this 795-nucleotide messenger RNA. RefSeq names its product basic helix-loop-helix domain-containing protein. The transcript has a single exon. Gene Ontology annotation, molecular function: protein dimerization activity. Bases 1 to 795 code for a protein of 264 amino acids. The record is from RefSeq and is a predicted model, not a curated record. NCBI's taxonomy places the organism in Eukaryota, Fungi, Ascomycota, Saccharomycetes, Saccharomycetales, Saccharomycetaceae.
AUGAAACAAACUGAUACCCUCAAUGACAUGGUAUCGAACGGGUUGUUAAAUGCUACUCCAACUAACCAAACUUCGACUUCAUUAGAAACACUCUCUGGAUGGUAUGAUCAGUUAGAAACUAUUAUUUCAUCUUCAGCCACUUCUAUCGAAGACUCCCCUCAUUAUAUAACUAAUAUGGAUAACAUCGCUAGCCAAGGGAUAUUUCACAAUCCUUUAAAGGAAGAUGUAAACAUAACACUCAAUAACUAUAACAGUGUUUCCAGCGUUGAAGAACCAAUAUCGUUACCAAUUGAAAACAAUAACACUGUUAAAGUUAAAAUAGAAGAUUCACAACCUUUCAUUUUCCAAGAUACGAAUGGUAUAUCAAAUAGUACAUCUACCACUGACACUUCGAAUGCAAAGACUACUAAGGUUAGGGCCCCUAAAAAAUAUAGAAAAAAAUUAACUAACGAUCAAAAAGUUGCACACAACAAAAUUGAAAAGAGGUAUAGAAUUAAUAUUAAUACAAAAAUCGCUAAACUUCAACAGAUUAUUCCGUGGGUUGCUGCUAAUGAUACAGCUUUUGAAGUCAGCAACUUAAUAAAUGAUAAUAGAUCUAAUUUAAUUUCCGGAGUAAAAUGUAAUGCUAAAGUUAACAAGAGUAAAAUCUUAGACAAGGCAGUGGACUAUAUCCAAUACUUACAAGACAACGAGCAAUUGUUUCUUCGUGAAAAUCAAAAAUUGAGAGAAGAAAAUGAUAAAUUGAAGGCUAAUUUGACUACUCAAUUAGGAAAAUUGAACAACUUCAACACUUAA